This is a messenger RNA of Bathycoccus prasinos, 3936 nucleotides long. Its product is annotated as aminophospholipid ATPase. Gene Ontology annotation, molecular function: ATP binding; magnesium ion binding; ATP hydrolysis activity. NCBI's taxonomy places the organism in Eukaryota, Viridiplantae, Chlorophyta, Mamiellophyceae, Mamiellales, Bathycoccaceae. Gene Ontology annotation, cellular component: plasma membrane. The record is from RefSeq and is a predicted model, not a curated record. The transcript has a single exon. Gene Ontology annotation, biological process: phospholipid translocation. The coding region runs from base 1 to 3936 and encodes 1311 amino acids.
AUGAGCAGCGGUGAUGCAGAGAAAGCGAGAGAUAAAACGACGCAAACGACGACGGAUGUCGACCCGGCAAAUGCGUUGGAAUCGAGACCGUCGGUCUCGUCGUCUUCGUCGAAUUCGAAGCUGCAAAAAAGGAACAAAUCCUUGACGAAAUCACCUUCGGUUCUCGAACGAGCGACGUCGAUGUUUAAAAAAGAACAGGAAAAACCGAUAUCGCGGGUGUUUUCAAUCAGCUCUGACCGAGAGACGAACGCGCCGUUAAAGUUCAAGAGCAACUCGAUAUCGACGUCGAAGUAUAACGUGGUGACGUUUCUUCCCAAAGGUUUAUACGAACAGUUUCGGAGAGUCGCGAACUUGUACUUUUUAUCCGUGGCGACGAUUUCGUGUUUCGAGAGCAUUUCGCCGAUUAAGCCGUACACGAUGUGGGUGCCGCUGACGUUUAUCAUCACGUUGAGCAUGACGAAAGAAGCCGUGGAGGAUUAUAAGAGGCACAAGCAAGAUAACGAGCAAAAUCGAACGCCGAUUGAACGGUUUAACGGAGAGUGCAUGGAGAAUAAGGAGUGGCGAGAUUUGGUGUGUGGCGACGUCGUGAGGGUGGUACGAGAUGCGUUUUUUCCGUGCGAUUUGAUCAUGAUUGGAUCGAGCAACGAGGAGAGAACGUGUUACGUGGAAACGAAGAAUUUAGACGGCGAGACGAACUUGAAGUUGAAAAGGAGCGUAGAUAUGGGCGAUGGGGUCAAGGUGAUUUCAAACGCAAAGCUGGCGAAUUUGUGUCGCAACUCUCAACGAGACGACGUGAUGGCGAAUGCAGAGGAUCACUUGAGUGGCAAUCUAUGCACGGUCGAGUGCGAACACCCGAAUAACUCUUUAUACACGUUCAGCGGGAACUUGGAGUUGAAACCGCCUUUUGUGUCGGAAAAAAAGAAAAUAGCCGUGACGCCGACGAACGUUUUGUUGAGAGGGUCGCAGUUAAGAAACACGGAAUACGUUUACGGUAUUGUCAUUUACACCGGACACGAUUCAAAAGUUAUGAUGAACGCAUCGGAAACGCCAUCGAAACGGUCGCACGUGGAGAAACAGAUGGAUUAUGUCGUUUUAGGUAUGCUCAUUUUGUUGCUCUCCAUGUCCACGAUUUCCGCAAUUUAUUGUUCCUGGUGGGUGAAAAACGAAAGUCCAAAGCAUUGGUACUUGGAUACCGCGAAUUCGGACGAACCCUUCGACGUGAAUAAAACCGACAUUGUCGGUGUGUUUGCAUUCUUUACCUCCUACGUGUUGUACGGAUAUUUGAUUCCUAUUUCUUUAUACGUCUCGUUGGAAUUCGUGAAAGUUUUCCAAGCGAUGGUUUUGUUAAAUCGGGACCGAAAGAUGUAUCACGAAGAAACGGACACGCCGAUGAGCGCACGAACGAGUAACUUGAACGAGGAACUCGGGAUGGUACACACCGUUUUAUCCGAUAAAACCGGGACGUUAACCUGUAACGCGAUGGAGUUUUUCAAAUUGUCCGUCAACGGCGUCUCGUACGGCGAAGGUAUUACCGAAAUCGAACACGCUUUGAUCAAAAGGCAAGGUGGGAAUCCACCCGCGCGAUCGUCCAAAGCCAUCGAGCCGUCGUUUAACUUCAUCGAUAGCCGCUUAACGGACGGUCAAUGGCGAACGUCGCCCGAUCGCGAACAGUUGCGUUCGUUCUUUCGAAUUUUAGCCGUCUGUCAAACCGUCAUCCCGGAAGGCGAACGAACUCCCGAGCAAGUCGUUUACCAAGCGGAAUCGCCGGAUGAACUCGCGUUUGUCGUCGCCGCCAAAAGGUUUGGAUUUUUCUUCAACAACCGAACGAGCACGACGGUGGAAGUUCUCGAACAAUCCGUGAAUAAGAGCGAAAAAGACUCCGUGAGAACGUACGAGGUUUUGAACUUGUUGGAAUUCAAUUCGACGAGGAAACGCAUGUCCGUCGUCGUUCGCUCGAAAGACGAUAAUAAAAUCAUUUUGAUGACUAAAGGUGCGGAUUCAGUCAUUUACGAGCGGUUAGCGGUCGGUAACAAAGGUGGUAACGCAGCUAAAGAGUCCACGCAACAACACAUCGACGAUUACGCCGCCUGCGGUUUGAGAACCUUGUGUUUAGCGCAGAGAGAAAUUUCUUCCAGCGAGUACGAAGCGUGGAACAAGAAAUUCAUCAAAGCUUCCCAAGCGAUGAAGAAGCGCGACGAAGAGUUGGACGCCGUCGCGGAACUCAUAGAAAAAGACUUGGAAUUAGUUGGCGCGACGGCGAUUGAGGAUAAGCUCCAAAUGGGCGUGCCGCGCUGUAUUGAGCAAUUAAUGCGCGCCGGUAUCGCUGUUUGGGUACUCACCGGCGAUAAACAAGACACGGCUAUCAACAUCGGCUCCGCGUGUUCUUUAAUCACCCCACAAAUGAGUUUAAAAGUAAUCAACGUCGAAGAAUUGGUCAAGCUCGAAUCCGAAGGCGAAAUUUCCAAGGAAGAAAUGAAAACCCAAGGAUUAGAAGCUGUUUCGAAGCAAAUUGACGACGGUUUGGAAAUCGCGAAACAGUGCGCGGAAGUGGACGCGGAGAUGGGUUUAGUCAUCGACGGGCGAUCGUUAUCGUUCGCGUUAUCUGCAGAGUUGAAGGAUAACUUUUUGAAAUUGGGGACGUCUUGCGCGGCGGUGAUUUGCUGUCGCGUCUCGCCGUUACAAAAAGCGUUGGUGACAAAACUCGUGAAAGAUUCCGGUAAAAUCACGUUAGCCAUUGGCGACGGCGCCAACGACGUUGGGAUGAUUCAAGCCGCGCACAUCGGUGUCGGCAUUUCCGGACAGGAAGGCAUGCAAGCCGUCAUGGCGUCUGAUUUCGCCUUUGCUCAGUUUCGAUUUCUCGAACGUCUGUUGCUUUUGCACGGUCGGUACUCUUAUAAAAGAAUCGCCCGAAUGGUGUGCUACUUCUUCUAUAAGAACUUGGCGUUUGGUCUGACCAUAUUCAUUUACAACUUACACGCCGCCGCGAGUGGCCAAGUCAUCUACAACGAUUGGUUGAUGUCCUCGUUUAACAUCUUCUUCGUGUGUUAUCCGGUGAUCAUUCUCGGCCUCUUCGACCAAGACGUUCGACCGGAUUCGAGUUUGAAGCACCCAGAGUUGUACUCCGAAACGCAAUGGAACAAAAAUUUCAACAAGAAAUCUCAAGCCGUGUGGGCGUUGAACGCCAUCUGGGUCGCUAUCGUCACCUAUUGGUCCAUCAUGAAAGCCGUGCACUCGGGCGAAGCCGAUCACGAGGACGGCCACGUUUUUGGUUUGUGGGAAGUUGGCACGACCAUGUAUACCUCCUUAGUGUUCACGUUGAACUUACAAAUCGGUUUGUUCAUAAAUUACUGGACGUGGAUCCAUCAUUUAACCAUUUGGGGAUCCUUCGCGUUGUGGUGGAUCUUAAACGUCGUCUUGAGUCACACGGACGUGUAUUACUCCACGUACUCGUACAAAAUCUUCACCGAAUCGACCGUGUUGACCCCGAAAUAUUGGCUCGGCUUUUGGGCGGUGACGUUUUUAUGCUUGUUACCGUACAUCAUCGCGAGCUCGUUAAAACGCUUAUUCAAACCAAGCCUUUACGAACUCGUCCAAAACGAAGAGAGUUUAGAACGCGGUGCGUGCAAGCAGUGCUUAGGCGUGACCACCGAAGUCGACGGAGGCGCCGGAGGUCAAAAAUUCAAAAAACGAGCAACGUCUUCGAAAUCGCACGACGAUAGCAUGACAUCCAACGAUAGCUAUAGUGACGUCUCCGUGGUGGGCACGACCACGCCGAGACGCCAAGGUACUCUGAGAAAGAACAUUUCAAUCCCCGGGUCCGCCACCUCGCAGCGCACGACGCCGCUCGGAUCGAUGGAAAUCUUACCGGACGUGAGCGCGUUUCCGCAACCGGGGACGCCGACGAGAUUACCCCCGAGAACACCGCCUAAACAAUAA